AUGGAAAGUGUUCAUAUUGGAUUGGGAGUCCUUCUCGGCAUGCUACAAUUCUGGCUUAUUGAUAUUCUUCCAGACGUUGAUGGCAUCGGACCAUACAUUGGAAGCGCCCAGCCGCGCCCAGCGCCGGGCGCAUGGCAUCCACAGGGCAUUUUGAAUCGCCGGAUUUGUACAAGUUACGGAAGUCCUGUUGCACAUUCAAUUACCCUCUACGUAAGGGCCUUUAUUCAGAACGAUGCCGUCGAUGAGGCUAGAUCAGCUCUUGGCAUUGAAAGGGAUGAAUUGAGCUACCGUACGUGUUGCCAUCAACACAAGUCGAUUCGCUAUUUAAUGAGGCAACUCGUCAUGAUCACCAACACUCGCGGAAUAUCGCCAAUAAACAACAAGCCCGGCAUACUCAUGUCUCAACGGGCGGCGGCCAUAGAUAUGGUCUUUGGCCAUCAAGACGCUACACCUGGAAAUGCUUCCUGGCUCACGUUGUACAUGAUAUUUAUGAUAUUAUUUGUCAAGGCUGUUACAAAGAUCACUAAUAUCAAGAACAAUCUGAAAAACAAUCAUCAGUUGUGGGAUACGCGUGGACCGACAGACAUGCAGACAGCUGAGAUUGAAACAGCGCGCAUAUUAGUGGCUAUUGUGACAAAAACCGGGCUCGCGAAAUAG
This is a messenger RNA of Aspergillus niger, 657 nucleotides long. RefSeq lists its product as uncharacterized. Lineage: Eukaryota; Fungi; Ascomycota; Eurotiomycetes; Eurotiales; Aspergillaceae. The transcript has 2 exons. The record is from RefSeq and is a predicted model, not a curated record. The coding region runs from base 1 to 657 and encodes 218 amino acids.